AUGGCGUGCUCUUACCCUUUUGUUGACCAUGGUACACCUCUUUGGAUAGACGUAGUCGCCAACACUUCUGAUAAGGCUGAAGUCGGACGGCGGAGGACAAAAUGCCACGCGAUUGUAGAUAAUUUAAAUGACGGCCGAGGGGCCACUGUAGAGCAUGAAAGCAUGUCGAUAGAGACACCAAUCUGCUGCACAAAAGACUUGAAGACGCAAAAUCCCUACCUCAGUAGCAUAAUUGAAUUUAGCAAAAUGCUCCCAAACACAAGCGCCGAGCUGGGCACGACCGACGGCCAUUUGGAUAGAAGUCUGGUCAUCAUGAACGCAAUCCUCACGCCCAAAUCUCCUCUCGUCUUCAAUAAGCCAAUUUUUUCAAACGGCAGCGAGGAUGGUCGAUGCGAUCCAGUUACCACACAGGCUAUCAAGUGCAAACCAACCUACGAACAAGAGAAUGAGCAAGUGUAUCUGAGCAUCGGCCAUUCAUUACGCAACACAAUGGAAGUAAAUGAUCAAGUGCCUAGAAUGCAAACACCAGAUCAAACUGAGACACUUAGCACAUUCCAUGCUAUGGAAGAAUUGUUGAUGGGCAUAUUAGAUCACUUGGAGUUUGCUGCGUCUCUACAUUUGCCUUCCAUCACAUGGGAUAACGAUGGAUCAAUCUCAGCAAUUUGUGCAUCACGUCUGUCUCGGAUGAUACAGCAACUAGGAAUCAUGCCAAGCGCGGCACCACUUACUUCUUCCCUACCUGACAACGAUCAGCAGCAUAGCGACAUGGCGGCUUUCCAGCAAUUGAUGAUCUCAAUAGAUUUAAUCAAUCAGUGGCUCUGCAGUGAGAUCCCAAAAAUUCAGGAAGGCUUAAAGGACAUGUCUUUGUUCCAUAGGACGCAACUUAUGGCUACGAUUUGUGAUAAAUUGACUCAAACCGUGAACAACGCCAAAAUCAACUACUCAUCAUUUCAGUCCAGUGUAAUUGAACUACGACAGCAAUUUGACAGUUCUCGGCGACACCUUCAUUUGGUUCGGUGUCCCAAUACUUGCUAUACCGAUCGUACUGUGACAUGCGAGGAUCUCAGAAGGAAAGACUAUACAUCACAGCCGCAGAAUAACACAUGCAAUAGUAACAAUACUAAUGGUGACAAAUACGAAAUACUCGUUUUGGCUUUGGAAGAAGGUAUAAAUGGUUGGGUGCAGGAAUGCGACAUGUUCGAACAUGUACUACAGAAUUCAUGGUCCAAUCUCGCAACUGCCAACUUGGACUCUGCUACCUUGGAUAGACUAGCGCAUUUGGAAACCCAUUUACAUGGCAUCAAAUCCUCUGUUGAAUCCGCAAGACUAAUAUGUGUGCAGGACGAACACUGUGGGUCAAAAGCACAGUUGCUAUCUCGACUGAGGGAGUCACAAAUUCAGAUUAUGGACGUUGAGCCCCGAUUUGAACGAAUUUGUCAGCGUGUCCAAGUACUAGCACAAUGCAAACGAUGGGAAGGCCUUUACAAUGAUACUAUGGCAAAAAUGGCGUGUACAAACGGUCUCAUCGACGAGCUUUUUGAGAUGCGCAGUACUUGGGCCAGUCACUUAAAUGACACUGAUAAUGACCAACACUCUGCGAAGAUGCUAGUACAGAAGGGAAGAAUAGAAUCAGCACUACAGGAUAUGAAAUUAAGCGAAGUCGCAGACGCCAUCUUACAGUUCGAAGAAACAUUGAUAACGGCCAUGUUCAAACUUCCUAAUCGCAUGCACGAAAGCCAACAAAUCCUAGUGUCACUAUUUACAAAUUUACAGAGUAGACUACAAUUUACUAGCUAUAUUUUGCAACAAUAUCAGCAAGUUUCCAAACUUCAGACAGACGUGACCGAAAUACAGAGCACCCUUCGCACCUUCAAGACGACGAGUACUGAGCAUCACUCAAUCGCCCAGUUAGAUGAACUCUGCAAAAUGGUCGUCACUGUUGGUAUCAGUGGUCAUACAUCCAUCCACUAUCCUGAAAGCACCAUUAGCAGCGAAGUUCGUAGAAACAAACAUGCCAACCAACAUGUACGUUCUGGUAUAGGAACAAUGCAGAUGACCCUGAUGAGCAUACUGGAGGAUUUGAGAAACCUUAUGGAUGAUCACCGGCAUAAUAGAGAACUGCAGCAUGCGAUGGAGCAAAUGAAAGUAACCGCUGGACGGCAAAUACGACUGCUCCAAUCUCGCAUAGCUUCGCUUGAGGACUCCCCAAUCAAUCCUAAGGCAAGAAUGUCCAUUCAAGAAUUAAACGACAUCAUCAGUGAUCUACAGUAUCAACGUAGUUUGGCCAAGCAAACAGUUGUAAUCUGUUCACCUCCUCAGCUCAACCUGUUACAAUCAUGUGAAGAAGGCAAAGCAUCAUACAAUGCACAAAAAAACCUCGUCAUGGCAUUAAUGGAUAGGCUUGGGAAAAUACAAAGCAAGCGCCGAGAGCUGGUCAAUAUGAUGAUGACUAGGGCUGCUUGGGAAGCUCGAUAUGAAGAAUGUGCUGUGGUGUUAGAAAAGAUGAUGGAAGAGCUACCCAACAUCAUCCAAAUGGCGUGGCAAACUGAGAACAAAACAAUGGAUAUGGCUGAUAUAAACCUUGCUUACGUACUUGGAUCGAUGGAGGACAAAUUACUGGAAGAGAAACUUGCAUUCGACGCUUUCAUUACAGUGUACAGUGGCCAAAGUACGUCCUGUAGGACAGAUGAAGAACUCGCAAUCAUACUCAGUGAUGCUGGCGAUCGACACGCAAAUCUGGUAAAUAUGGUAGAGCUCCUCUCCUUGACCUCCAGCAUUCAGAUCGAUAGACUGAACCAGCGAUAUCGUGUACAAGCACUGGAAAGUACCUACAAUCUUUUCAUGGCACAGCUUGAUGAACUGUAUACAAAGCUACAGUGCGCCAUGUCAAACGACAAUGAUCGGUAUGAGGAAAUGGCGUGUUUUGACAUAGAUGUUGAGGAGAUGAAGAGCAAAAUACAAUAUUUCGAUCAGCAAUGUAUUGAUGAUGCCUUGUACCCUGACUGUCAGCAGCACUCAAUACUACCACACGCAUAUAUACUAGAUCUGAUGGAUUCCAACCGACAAGUACGUCAGUAUAUCAACCAACUUCAAGACACUCUGUGCAAAAAGUUGAAGACUAUCAUAGACAACGGUAGCCACUUCACAGAGCUAGGUUCUUUAUUGCAAGAUCAGGUUUGCUUGCAACAGCGCUACCAAGACUGUCACACGAAAAUUUUAGCCAGGAGCUCAGAUUACGCUUUGGCAGAUGAACCUGUGCCACAAGAUGUCAAUUCAACGCUGGCUUUGGUGCAAUGUCUCUCUGUGCAAUCAGAGGUACAAACACUAUCCGACUUGGCACAGGGUUUAAGUAAAAACCUACUCGAUCUAGCAACAAAAUUGCUCCAGCAUGAUGGAACGAACGGCAGCUACGAUGCACUCAAUUUGCGAUCAUCCAGAGUUUCUUCCAUGGCAAAAAGAUUAGGACUAGCUUAUCAUAAAUUAGUGAGCACAACGCUGGCAAUGCAUUUAAGACAAAUUUGGGAGGCACGGUGGAACGCAAGCAAGGAAAAAUUGGAACAAUGCAUCCUCCAGUUGGACGGUAGCGCACAAUCCGAAAAAUUAUUAGACGGCCGAUGUGCAUCGACUGACUCCGCCGAACAAAUCUUUCGCGAACUAAUUCAAACCAAUAUAGCAUCGACGAAUUUUGCAUUCCGAAACCUUAGCAAAGCGUAUGAGGGACUAGGUGAAGCAACCCUCACCAAGCUACAGCAAAAGCAUUGUGAACUGCGGCGACUGAUAAGCAAAUUUGAGGCGCAAUUAGCCAAAAUGCGUGGGUGUGGAGAACACAUGAAUUCACGUGCAAGAAAACUGUCGCACCCCAACCAAUUGGAAAUGCGGGCAAGAAAGAUAUCCUUACCGAGUCGAAAGACGUCUAAUCUCGGAACAUUCAAUGACCAUCUGGUAGCAUCCAGGUCCGCUGUGGUCUCAAGCAGAAGCAGUAGCACUCGUAGCAGACCGAGUGUUUCAAGUCGAUCUGGUCCCAAAUCAGCAAGGCAGAUAUAUAUACCUGAUCCAGCCAACGUUCUUGACGUUGAGCUGGGUCGAAUCAUCAACGAGUCACCCUAUCGAAUCUGUGUCAAAGCCGUUCCUGGUGAAGUUGGAAGGUAUUGGUUUGGAGAGUCACAGCCCAAGCUCGCGUACUGCCGUAUCCUCAAGAGCAGUAUGGUCAUGGUGAGGGUUGGCGGAGGCUGGGCGGAAUUAACUCAGUUUCUGCGCGAUCAUGCACUUUUGGAAGAGAAUUUCAUACCGCGCGAAAGGAGUUUUACGGAAGAUGAAGGACUUCGAGAAGGGUUCAUUCGAACCCAUCGUAAUAAUGCACCGCUUGGAAGGGUCAUCAAAACACACACUCCUGAACGAGGAAUCAAGAACGGUGAUAGAUUUAUUGUUGGAAACGGUAUUGAGGUCAAGAUGAAGCGAGCUCAAGAUGAACGCACGGUGCCACGAUCAAGUCGGGUCAACCUUCUACAAAAUUAG
This is a messenger RNA of Umbelopsis ramanniana AG, 4515 nucleotides long. RefSeq lists its product as uncharacterized. Gene Ontology annotation, molecular function: microtubule binding. The record is from RefSeq and is a predicted model, not a curated record. The coding region runs from base 1 to 4515 and encodes 1504 amino acids. NCBI's taxonomy places the organism in Eukaryota, Fungi, Mucoromycota, Umbelopsidomycetes, Umbelopsidales, Umbelopsidaceae. The transcript has 3 exons.